CCCCACGCCGCUCCCCUUCCCCUCGCCCCUCUUUGCCUCCCUCUCGACGACCGGCCGUCGCACGCUCCUCCCCCCCCCUCCCUGUCCCUCCCUCUGUCCCCCGGCCUCUGUCCCCUCGUCGGCCCACCGCGCGCGUAGCUCGAUGUCCUUCGCGCCGUUGUCGACCCGCCCCGGCGGGGCCCCGCCAGGCGCGGACGCCACCGGCCCGGUUCCGCUCUCCAGCAGUCUCCUUCAUUCGGCCGACCCGUAUGCCUCUCUCCUGCCGGCCACUCCUGGCGGGGAAGCCCGGCGCCCGGCAGCCAACCUGGGCUUUUCUGCCCUCUUUGGCACCCCGGCUCCCGCGGCCGGCGGGCUCCUGUUCCGUGGUGCGCGUGCUGGUUCCGCGUCGGCGACCCUGGCCACAGGAUCGUCGGCACCGGCCCCGGGGCCGGCAGCCGGCUCUUCCACCAUCCCCGGCGCCCAGGCCGCCGGGUCGUUCGGCCUCUCUGCCGCGGCCCUCGCCGGCGAUAGCCUCGGCCCUUUGGGGCGUUCCACGGCACCCGCCCCACAUGCCUGGACCCAGCAGACCCAGCUGCAGCCCCCCUCACAACCCCACCUGCAGCCCCUUGCUCGCACUCUCCCACAAGACACCACAUAUCUUCCCCCAGCGGCGGCGGCCUCCCUCGGGAACAGUGGCAUCGGGCCUGCGCGCCCUGGCGCAGGCCGUAGUGCCGGCUUCGCGACCAAGGGCACGCGCUCGGCCCCGGCGACCGGGCUGGCCGCUCUGCUUGAACGCCUGCGUCGCCUCCGGUCGCAGUACCUCUCGCACCGACCCUCCCCUUGGGUUUUCUUCUCCAAUGCCCUUGUGGCCCUGGCCCUGCUGGCAGUCUACCUGUCUCUGGGCUGGCGGCACUUCUGCGAACGUCUGGCCAUCCGGUCCGGCAUCCAGCCCGACACCUUCGACUAUGUCGUUUACCUGCCAAUGGCGUACUUCGCUUUGAAUGCCUCCCUGUCGGCCAUUCUCUUCCUGCUGAAUCCCUCGGGCGAGGAUGACUUUGCUCUGUCGGCUGUGGCCCCGCCGCUGCGCAUGCGCGCAACUGACCAGGCCACGCCGGCCACCUCCACCGCUGCUGGGCUCGAUCAUCGCGGACUGCUCAGCACUGGCCUGCUUCCUGGUCGGACGGCCACCGAUGCCGGUGCUGCCGGUGCCGGUGCUGCCGUCGCCGGUGCUGCCGUCGCCGGUGCUCCUGCCCUGCUGGACCUCAAUUCGCCCACUGGCUACUCCCUGCUUGAGGGCACCCUUCUCGGGGGUUCACAGCUCCUGCCGGCACUCAGCCGGGCGGGCGUCCUGUCGACCGCGGCCGCCGCCCCGGCGCCGGGCGCCUCCUUCCAGCGCCGCCCGUCGAUGGCGGUCGCCGGCUCCGGCCCGGGUCUCCUGCCACCCAGCCAUUCGGCCUUGCAGUCGUCCCUCUUUGCCGCCGGAGCCGAGCACACCUUCUCCGGUGGCCCGGUCCCGGGGGACGCCGGUUCCCUCCCGCUGGGCGGCAUGGAGGGUCAUCACCCGGGUGACUCGCCCACCGGGGCCACCCCUGCCGGGCGUCUCAGCUUCUUCCCCCUCUUCCAGCCGGUGUCGCAAUAUCGCACCUCCACACGCGAGGAUAGCCUGCCGACCGGGGAGCGUGAUGCGGCGCAGGCCGCCGCCGCGGCGCAGGCCGCCGCCGCCGCGCGCGACCCUGCCAUCGAUGGCCUCGAGUCCACGGACUACCUGUCGCUCAUUCUGCAGGAGGACAACACCGACCCGCAGGUGGCCGCCCGGCGCCUGUCGCAGGCCAUCCGUUCGCUGGCCUCCUGCCUUCCGACCGCCGCCCUGGACCCGCAGCUUUCCUCCGAAUGGCUUUCCCUGUCCGGAGUCGAUACCCAGCUGCCCAUUUGGACACAGCGCAUGCGCCGCUGGCUGGCCGAAUAUGCCUUCAUCCCACUGGCAAAGCGUAUUGCCGAGAUUGAUUCCAUUUUCCUCCACCUGGGUCUCGGCCACCUGGCCAUUGCGCCCGGGUCCCGGCCCAGCCCCGGCCACCAGGCCGCCGUGGCUGCCAUCCGAUCGGCUCUGCUUCCGCCCCUGCCCGAGCGCUCGGAGGAUUUGCUCCAGCUCCGUUUCGCCGAUUUGGCUCCCUACUAUGCGCAGCCCUGGAUGCAGGACCGCCUGACCAUCGAGCGUUACCUGGCCGUGGGGUUCGGUGCCCAUGCAUCUCUCCCGGCCUUCAGCAAGUUCAUGGAUCUCUAUGCGGCUGGCUCGGACGCCGGGAUUGGUGAUGGGCUCGGUGCCGAGGGGACGCGACUCCCCGGCAGCGGCGGCGGCUCUCGCGGUGGCGGUGGCAACCCGAAGGCCCGGUCGGCGGCCCUCGCCCGCACGGCCUACCGCAAGUAUGUGGUCGAUCGGAUCCUUCGCAUGGCUCAGGGCAGCGUUUUGUCGGAGUUCAUCCACCAUGACUCGCCUCGGCGUCCGGGCCAGGCGGCCGACCUGGCGCCUGGUGCCGGGAAUUUCCACUCGUCAAUUGCAACCGCUAGCGCUGCUACCGGCGGCACGUCCGGCGGCACCAACCAACGCAGCCAGCUUUUGUCCGCCUCCUUUGGCAGUGGCAUUGCCUCUUGGUUUGGCUCGUCUGCCGGAUCCGAUGCCGGUGACUCUUCGGCCGGUCGUGGUCGCCAGGGUACCAGCAUUGAGACGCCGCCCGAGUGGUUCCCCUCCGAUGCGGAAAUUGUCCUUCACAUCUUCGCCACGCUCAUCGACGACACGCUCCCGCCGCUGGCUGUGCACGGCUACUCGGCCUCGGCCUCGGCCUCGGUGCCGGCGCUUGGCUCGGCCACCGCCCCGGCCCCGCUUCUCGGCGUGGCCGGCGGCGGUCUGCUCGGUCGGUCGCCGACCAUGGCCACCACCGCAUCCACCGGCUCCGGCUUCAAUUCGGUCAAUGCCUCCGGCUUCACCGGUGCCGGGUCGACCUUCGGCGGUGGUUCCACCGCUGGAUCGACCUUCGGCGGCGGUUCCUCCACUGCCGGAUCAAGCUUCGGUGGUUCGUCAGUCGCCGGCUCGGGCUCCUCCUUUGGUGGCGUCGGCUUCGGGGGCACACAGUCGCAGCCGCAACUGCCCACUGUGGUUGAGAAGCGUCUCGGCUUCUCGGCGCGAUUCGUCACUCCGGACAGCUGGACCCCGCAUGACAUUGUUGCGCACACUCUCAGUGCCGCGGCCACUCCGGCCGGGCUGUGCAGCACUUCGGUGUCGGCUUUGCUCCCGGAAGCCGGGCAGCAGCAGCAGCAGGCGGCUCGUGCGGCCGGGCUUGACACGCCAGAUGCCGGCACCCCCUCGGUCCUUCCCUCGCCGGCGCGUAUCUUCAUGGUCCGUCGCUUUGUGGUCCCCCUGUCAUCGAAGGCCACGACCGAGUCGGCCCCGACGCCGGCGGCCGCUGGCUACACCGCCGGCUCCGGCAGCCCCUACCAGCCGCAAGACCUGUACCAGCAGCAUCACCCUCAGCAGCAGUCCCAGAUGUAUGGCACUUCCGGCCGGCAGUCUCUCAACCACGGGACCGGUUAUCCGGGUCUCGGUGCCUAUUCCACCUUGUCCAAUGGUGGUCACUCCUUCCAGCAUGGUGUCUCGGCCUCGCAGCUGUCGUCGCAGCACACGGCCCCGGCCGGGGGCGAGCAUUUUGCCCGGUACAGCCGCUCGGGCAAAUCCUCCACCACCACCGCCGGGUCUCUGGCCACCAAGCAGCGUGUCCUGGCCCCGCACUAUGUUCUGGUGGUGGCUGGUCGGGUGUGGCCCACGCCGAUUGGCUCGGCCAACAUUUUCCAGACCCUGGUCCUUUGGCUCCUCUGGGUCCGGGAACAUUCGUCCGGCCACAUUGGCCAAUUUUCUCUGGCCGGUCGCCCGCUCGGCCUGAUGGAGAUCCUGGACUGAGCAUGAGGCCCAUAGGCCGCAGGUGGUCAUCCUUCCCUGCUGUCGCCUGCUCGCAUCUUCGCUUUCUGGGUGUCUGUGCUCCGCCCCUCUUGUCCUUGCCCCGGCGGCUUGCGCGCACCUCCCACCCCCCCUUCUUCAGCCCUCCCCUUGUUUUCUCCCCUUCCAACAUUAAUACACUCCCCUCCUCC
This is a messenger RNA of Fonticula alba, 4116 nucleotides long. RefSeq lists its product as hypothetical. NCBI's taxonomy places the organism in Eukaryota, Rotosphaerida, Fonticulaceae. The transcript is spliced from 3 exons. The record is from RefSeq and is a predicted model, not a curated record. Bases 143 to 3928 code for a protein of 1261 amino acids.